GUACACACAUCCCAGGAAGGGUAGCAAUCUUGGUCUUGUCCUCCACCGUCAUGACCCGAGGCCCGCAGCUAUAGCUUCUAUUACGGCCAUCACGCCAUAGCUCCCCUGCCCCUCGCCUGUCGGCCUGCUGCUAGGACCGCGGCCCAGUGCUCAUUGGGCGACCACCUUUCUCCAUCCGGACGUCGCAAUCAUCGCUUCCACUAUCCUGCAGUCAAGUUAUCCCCCGUCCUGAGAUCUAUGCAUCCUUGGCGCUUGGGAUAAUAAAUCUGAUCAGCACGACACUCGCCCCGGCGUGCAGCAGCAAUGGCUGCCCCUCGGUCCGGGGGAAGCCCAUCCUCGUCCUCCUUCCCCCAGCCUCACUCCUCCUCGUCCUCCUCGGCCAUCCCAGCCCCGAGCCCCAGCCUCACGCCCGUGGCCAGGGCGAGAAGCGUGGCAGCAGCUACCUCGGUCACCAUUCCACCACCGCAGCCCCGGAGAUCCAGCAGCGGGGCGUCCACGAGGCGGAUCCGGAGGGUCAACACCCAGGACAGAAUAAGUGACAUCCUAGAGGUAUGUGCACUAGUCCAUUUAAACUUUUCCUGCUCACCCAGGUGCUCUGCCGUGACCCGUCCCGUAUAGAUGAUCCCGGUCUGGCAACACGGCUGCCACCGGCCCACCCGUCGUCACAUGAGACUCACUCACUCCCACGCCCACGCCCGUCUCAUGACACCCGCGUCGACGCACCCACAUUACUCGUCUUGUUCUUCUUAUUAUCAUCUUCACCAUUCUUACACCCCGCGCUGUUCUAUCCUGCACUGCCCUACCUACCCUGCAACCCCUCAACACAUACCACCCUCAUCCCGACGCUGACAUGCAGAUGCGGCUCGCAGCUGGGCCGUGAACGCGCCGAGACCAUGUCGCCGGCCCGAAGCCCGCAGGACCACGAGCCGGACGAGCUCACGGGCAUCAUCACGCGCGGCCCCACCGGCGGCACCAACCCGGCCAUGAACUACCAGAGCACGGUGGAGUCGGCCGGCACGCGGGCCAGGAAGGCGGCGAGGGGCGGCGCAGACUCGCCCGCCGGCGCCGGGUCCCGGAGUGCGAGCAAGGGCAGGGCGGCGCCGCUGUCCGGGGCCGGGAACGGGGCCGGGAACGGCAGCGGGGCCGCGGCGGACAAGGAGGAGAGGGCGUGGUGGAGGUCGAGGCUGGCCUACUUCGGGUCGAUAGAGCUCGAGAACAAGGGCUCCGUCGCGAGGGACCACCUGGCACUAGAGCGGACAUUUCUCGCGUGGCUGCGGACGUCGCUGGCCUUCGCGUCCAUCGGCGUGGCCAUCACGCAGCUCUUCCGGCUCAACACGUCCAUCGCCGACAGCCCGUCCGACAGCGCCAGCCAGCACACCCUGCGGCACCUGGGCAAGCCCCUGGGCGCCGUGUUCCUCGGCAUCAGCAUCCUGAUCCUCUUCCUGGGCUACCACCGGUACUUCCAGGCGCAGAAGUACAUCAUCCUGGGCAAGUUCCCCGCCAGCCGCGGCACCGUCAUCCUGGUCUCGCUCGUGGCACUGGUGCUCAUGGUCAUAUCCCUGGUUGUCGUCGUUGUGGUACAGCCGAGCUCCGGUGGGAGGUGAGAGUCGCCAUGUGGUGUUAGCUAUCAUAGUGUUUUGCAUGGUGGAUCUGGGCCACGGCCAGCAUGAGUGAUGCCGGAUCCGGCGUCAUGGGCACCUGGACUCAGUGCUGGCGUUUGGGGGUGAGGAAAGCAUGGCACGGCGCCGUUGACUCUGGGAUUCAUAUGUAAUGUGAAUGCCGUGUAAAUACUCGCAGUUUUAUAAUGUGAAUACCGGCGUGGUUUAGCUCG
Diaporthe batatas is the source of this 1831-nucleotide messenger RNA. RefSeq lists its product as uncharacterized. The transcript is spliced from 2 exons. Lineage: Eukaryota; Fungi; Ascomycota; Sordariomycetes; Diaporthales; Diaporthaceae. Bases 552 to 1604 code for a protein of 350 amino acids. The record is from RefSeq and is a predicted model, not a curated record.